UCAUGGACCCCUUCCAGGAGGUGUUCCAGAAGCUGGAGAAGAUCGGGGAGGGCACCUAUGGUGUCGUGUACAAGGCUCGCAACAAGCGCACGGGGCAGCUGGUGGCCCUCAAGAAGAUCCGCUUGGACUCGGACUCGGAGGGUGUCCCCAGCACUGCAAUCCGAGAAAUCUCACUGCUGAAGGAGCUGAAGCACCCCAACAUAGUAAGGCUCCUGGAUGUCAUACACAGCCAGAAGAAGCUCUAUCUGGUGUUUGAGUAUCUAAAUCAGGACCUGAAGAAAUACAUGGACUCAUCCCAAACCAGAGGGCUUCCUUUAAGCUUGGUCAAGAACUACGUUUUCCAGCUGCUGCAGGGUGUGAGCUUCUGCCACUCACAUAGAGUCAUCCACAGGGACUUGAAGCCGCAGAACUUGCUCAUUAAUGAAGCAGGAGUAAUCAAGCUGGCUGAUUUUGGGCUGGCAAGAGCUUUUGGUGUCCCCCUGCGUACGUACACUCAUGAGGUAGUGACUCUGUGGUACCGAGCCCCUGAAAUACUGUUGGGAUGCAAAUAUUACUCAACCCCUGUGGAUAUCUGGAGCGUCGGCUGCAUCUUUGCAGAAAUGGUGACCAGGAAGGCCCUCUUUCCAGGGGACUCUGAGAUCGAUCAGCUCUUCCGGAUCUUUCGCACUCUGGGCACUCCCACUGAGGCGACCUGGCCUGGAGUAACCCAGCUGCCUGACUACAAGGAGAACUUUCCCCAGUGGGCAAGGAAGGAGAUGAUGGAAAUUGUUCCCAGCUUAGAUCGAGAUGGUAGAGACUUACUGAUGCAAUUGCUCCUGUAUGACCCCAGCAAGCGCAUCUCGGCCAAGACAGCCCUCAGUCACCAGUACUUCUUCCAGAGAAGCCCUCAGAAGCCUGAAGAGCAACAUGGGCGGCAGAAACGCUGCAGAUGAGAAAACACAGUUGGGAUCCCUUCUCCUGAGGAGCCUGGAGGGGACA
Messenger RNA from Melopsittacus undulatus (budgerigar), 978 nucleotides. It is a transcript of the gene CDK3, whose product is annotated as cyclin dependent kinase 3. Gene Ontology annotation, biological process: protein phosphorylation; signal transduction; regulation of G2/M transition of mitotic cell cycle. Gene Ontology annotation, molecular function: cyclin binding; ATP binding; cyclin-dependent protein serine/threonine kinase activity. NCBI's taxonomy places the organism in Eukaryota, Metazoa, Chordata, Aves, Psittaciformes, Psittaculidae. The record is from RefSeq and is a predicted model, not a curated record. The transcript has 7 exons. The coding region runs from base 3 to 932 and encodes 309 amino acids. Gene Ontology annotation, cellular component: nucleus; cyclin-dependent protein kinase holoenzyme complex; cytoplasm.